AUGUCGGACGGCCCUAUUACGCCUCCCAAGCCUGCAGUGGUGCACGAAGCACACGAGGUCGAUACUUUCCACGUCCCCAAGGCAUUCCAUGACAAGCACCCCACCGGCACCCACAUUAAGGAUAUCGACGAGUACAAGAAGCUUUAUGAAGAAUCAAUCAAGAGCCCCGAUACUUUCUGGGCCCGCAUGGCCCGCGAACUCCUCACAUUCGACAAAGAUUUCGAAACCACACACCACGGUUCCUUCGAGAACGGCGACAAUGCCUGGUUCGUCGAAGGUCGCUUGAACGCAUCUUUUAACUGCGUCGAUCGCCAUGCCCUGAAGAACCCCGAUAAGGUUGCCAUUAUUUAUGAGGCCGAUGAGCCCAAUGAAGGUCGCAAGAUUACCUACGGAGAGCUUAUGCGCGAGGUGUCUCGGGUCGCCUGGACUCUCAAAGAGCGUGGUGUCAAGAAGGGUGACACGGUCGGCAUCUACCUCCCCAUGAUUCCCGAGGCCGUGAUCGCUUUCCUAGCUUGCUCGCGUAUUGGUGCCGUGCACUCCGUUGUCUUUGCUGGCUUCUCCUCCGACUCCCUCCGGGAUCGUGUCUUGGACGCCUCCUCCAAGGUCGUUAUUACCUCCGACGAGGGAAAGCGCGGUGGCAAGAUCAUCGGCACUAAGAAGAUUGUCGACGAGGCUAUGAAGCAGUGCCCCGAUGUGCACACCGUGCUGGUGUAUAAGCGCACCGGUGCCGAGGUGCCCUGGACCGCUGGCCGUGAUAUUUGGUGGCACGAGGAGGUCGAGAAGUACCCCAACUACCUCGCCCCUGAGCCGGUCAACUCCGAGGACCCUCUCUUCUUGCUCUACACUUCCGGUUCAACCGGCAAGCCCAAGGGUGUUAUGCACACCACUGCGGGCUACUUGCUCGGUGCUGCCAUGACUGGAAAGUACGUUUUCGAUAUCCACGAUGAUGAUCGCUACUUCUGCGGCGGUGAUGUCGGUUGGAUUACUGGUCACACCUAUGUCGUGUACGCCCCUCUAUUGCUUGGCUGUGCCACCGUUGUGUUCGAGAGCACACCCGCCUACCCUAACUUCUCCCGCUACUGGGAUGUCAUUGACAAGCACGACGUCACACAAUUCUAUGUUGCACCCACCGCCCUGCGUCUGUUGAAGCGCGCUGGAGAUGAGCACAUUCACCACAAGAUGCACAGUCUGCGUAUUCUUGGCUCAGUUGGAGAACCUAUUGCUGCGGAAGUCUGGAAGUGGUACUUCGAGUCUGUCGGCAAGGAGGAAGCUCACAUUUGCGACACAUACUGGCAAACCGAGACCGGCUCAAACGUCAUCACCCCUCUCGGUGGUAUUACCCCCACAAAGCCCGGCAGUGCUUCCCUCCCCUUCUUCGGUAUCGAGCCUGCCAUUAUUGACCCCGUCUCUGGAGAGGAGAUUCUUGGCAAUGAUGUCGAGGGUGUUUUGGCCUUCAAGCAGCCGUGGCCCAGCAUGGCCCGCACCGUGUGGGGUGCCCACAAGCGUUAUAUGGACACUUACUUGAAUGUGUACAAGGGUUACUACUUCACUGGAGAUGGUGCCGGCCGUGACCACGACGGCUACUACUGGAUCCGCGGUCGUGUGGAUGAUGUCGUCAACGUUUCUGGACAUCGUCUGUCCACCGCCGAGAUCGAGGCCGCUCUUAUCGAGCAUCCUGCUGUUGCCGAGGCUGCUGUCGUUGGUAUCGCCGACGAGCUGACCGGCCAGGCUGUCAAUGCCUUUGUCUCUCUCAAGGAGAACCAUCCUACCACAGAGCAGAUCAACAAGGAUCUUGCCAUGCAAGUUCGCAAGUCCAUUGGCCCCUUCGCCGCCCCCAAGGCCGUCUUCGUUGUGGAUGACCUCCCCAAGACCCGCAGUGGCAAGAUCAUGCGCCGUAUCCUGCGAAAGAUCCUCAGUGGCGAGGAGGACAGCCUUGGUGAUACAUCAACGCUCUCCGAUCCCAGUGUCGUGGACAAGAUCAUCGAAACCGUCCACGUCGCCCGCCGCAAGUAA
Messenger RNA from Penicillium coprophilum, 2013 nucleotides. RefSeq names its product acetate--CoA ligase. Gene Ontology annotation, cellular component: cytosol. Bases 1 to 2013 code for a protein of 670 amino acids. The record is from RefSeq and is a predicted model, not a curated record. NCBI's taxonomy places the organism in Eukaryota, Fungi, Ascomycota, Eurotiomycetes, Eurotiales, Aspergillaceae. The transcript is spliced from 6 exons. Gene Ontology annotation, molecular function: AMP binding; acetyl-CoA synthetase activity.